AUGGCCAGCCCACGCGUGUUCGACGUUGGCAUCGGCGUUUUUAUUCUCGCUGUGCUGUGGACAACAUGCUGUUUGCUUUGCAUCUUCCUGUCCAAAACUCAAGGAAUUUCCCGGGCUGUUGGUGUGUUUGCUGCCACGCUUCUGGCCACUGUGCUACUGCUCGUCUUGCCACAGGGAGAAGGCCAGAAACCGAAGGACGGUGACAUCACCGACUCGCUAUUCAUCUGGAGGAGUGCCCUCACUGUUCUUCUGGGCCUGUGUGCACUCGCAUCACCUAUAAUCAUGAUCAAGGUGCACUGGAGUGUGUCUGUCCAAGCAAGAAGUCUUAAUAGAUUAAACAACAUAAUUAGGCGCCGUACUAUCAGCAUUCAGACAUCCGAAGAACAGCUGUAGUGCUCUGCCAACUUUUUGCUUUCUAAUCUGUAGGCCACGAAUGGGGCCAUUUCAGCUGAAGUAGUAACAGCUAGAGAGAGAGACUGAAGAAACGCAGGAAGGUUAACCAGGCUGGAGAAGCCAGGCAUUUGUGGCUAUGAGUAAGCCAGUGCAUUUUCAACGUGUCAGUGCAGCAAAAUUUAAUAGCAGUACUUCAGGUGAUAUCAAAGGACAGCUUG
Rhipicephalus microplus (southern cattle tick) is the source of this 611-nucleotide messenger RNA. RefSeq names its product transmembrane protein 218-like. NCBI's taxonomy places the organism in Eukaryota, Metazoa, Arthropoda, Arachnida, Ixodida, Ixodidae. The record is from RefSeq and is a predicted model, not a curated record.